Adelges cooleyi (spruce gall adelgid) is the source of this 2799-nucleotide messenger RNA. RefSeq names its product homeotic protein labial-like. NCBI's taxonomy places the organism in Eukaryota, Metazoa, Arthropoda, Insecta, Hemiptera, Adelgidae. Gene Ontology annotation, biological process: regulation of transcription by RNA polymerase II. The record is from RefSeq and is a predicted model, not a curated record. Bases 365 to 1624 code for a protein of 419 amino acids. The transcript is spliced from 3 exons. Gene Ontology annotation, molecular function: DNA-binding transcription factor activity, RNA polymerase II-specific; RNA polymerase II cis-regulatory region sequence-specific DNA binding. Gene Ontology annotation, cellular component: nucleus.
UUUUAUAUAAAAACGAUGGUUAAUCGUUUAAAUCACCCAUCCAAAACGCGUUUAAAUCGAUAAAAAUUCGGCAGGCGUCCGAGCACAACGACAGUAGUGAUCGCCGCUCGCGUGCAUGUCUUAACGCAUAUUUCCACCGGUGUUUUUAUUAUUUCAAAUUGGUCCAACAACCGGUAAACAGAAUAUUUUCUUUUGGUAUCGUGACCCGUUUUCGGCGUAUCGUCGCACUUGUGACCGAGCCAAUCGCCGAUUAUAAGUGACCGGAAUAAGUGAUUUUAUUUUAUAAUUAUCGUACGGCUGUUUGCAUCACUGUAGUCUAUCUAGGAGGUUAAUUACACCGUGUGCACCACAAGGAAUAAAAGUGAUGUUAUCGAUGAGCAGACCUACGUUCUAUCAAACAUCUAACAUGGGAAUGCACAACGAUAACACGUGUACCGGUAACGUUUACUCUCAUGCGCCGGGCGAUGAUUACUACGGUGGACUGGAAUACGACUCGCAGUGCAUGGCCCGUCCGCCACUGGAGACUUCAGCAUACGCCGAGUGCUGUUACCAGAAAAAUAUGGUGUCCACGGCGGCCGCUGAUUACAGGACGUUGUGCUAUGGGGACUCAGAUGCGACUCAGCCGCAGCUGCCGUCCGCCGACGGGACGUACCGUCAAGCCGAUGCGGCUACCAAGGCGGACGUUAUCGUCACGUCGUCCGAAGGCUUGAGCUACACGAACCUGGACUGCGACAACGGUGACCGCGGCGACGAAGACGAUAACGGACACGACUACGGUACGUACGGCGGUGCGGGUUACGGCCGGGACGACGCCGAACCUAACUGCGACAAGUCCGUGGACGACGCGUUCUUCGAUAUGCACUUGAACCAUCACCCGCGUCACCACUUUUACCUACGCGAGCAAUUGCCGAUGGCGGACGGUCGGUGUCAGCGGGUCAAGCGAGAAAGCGUCCCCCGGUGUUACGGCACCCAAGACCAAAGUCCGUCGUCUUACCACGAGGCAACCGCUUACCAUCAACACCAGCUAGAACAACCCCUAUACGCAGUACAGCAACAACAUCUCCAACAACGCAAUUGUAUGCAAAACGGAGGUUCUCAAAAUCAGCGACACCAGCAAAAGCACGAUUCGGCCGCGCCGACCGUAGUGCCCACUUAUAAGUGGAUGCAAGUGAAGCGAAACGUUCCCAAACCAGCUGCUUUGAAACCCGACUACCAUCAUCAAACUAUAAACGCGACGUUCAGUGGCACCCUGACCACGACCAUGUCGGGCCAAGGUUUGAUUGACGUUAGAAACGGUCAACAGCUGAUGCUAAACCAGUCGCCGGUGACUCGGUCACGAAUGAUCAGCGCGGACUCGCUGAUGAACAACACCGGCCGGACAAACUUCACUAACAAGCAACUGACGGAGCUGGAAAAGGAGUUUCACUACAAUCGAUACCUAACGCGAGCCAGGCGGAUAGAAAUCGCUUCGGCCCUGCAACUCAACGAGACCCAGGUUAAGAUAUGGUUCCAAAACAGAAGGAUGAAACAGAAAAAACGUCUGCGCGAAGGACUGCUGCCGGUCGUCCAUCAGGACGUGCACCCGAGCGGUACUAGCAGCACAAGCAAUUCGCCGACCGCUUAAAAACAAACGUCCCUAGUAUAAGUCAAAAAUAUUUGCUACAAUAUUAUCUAGUGUUAAACGCAUAUCACCCGUCCAGUUUAUUAUCUUGAGCACUUUUAUAUAAAAACUUUGUAGACGAACGAGAUAUAGAGAUGUACUAGACGGGUUAUACAACGUGUUAUCGUGUAGAACGCAUACAACCGCUUGCCGUCAGCAAAAGUAGGGAAAUAAUAAAAUGUAACUUUAUAUCGUAAUAGAAAAUAGUUUAUUUCGUAUCAUAGAUCUUAUUUAUUAAACGAACCGCUUAUGAAAGCCAAAUUAUGGUUCCAAGAUCCCAAAAUUAUUUAAAACAUUUUUAAUAAACAAAUUGAUCAAAAAUCAAUUUUUCAAUAAUAAUAAAUAACAAAUACAAUUGUAUUUUGAUAAGAAUCCCAAUAACAAUUUCAAAAACACUUAUAUUUGAACAAAUUUAAAUAAUAAACACAAACGUAUAGUCGAAAAUAAAUGUUCAAUUACAAAUUUAAAGUUAAAAGUAGAUAAUGUUUCUAAUAAACGAUCCAUCUAAACAUUUUUUCAGUAAAAGUAUUGCGAGGGGGGGGGGAAAUCCCAGAUGAACUCAUUAUAAUGUUGAAGACUAUGUUUUAUGAAAAUAUUUUCUCCGUCUGGCAUUUAAGCCAAAAGGCAAAGUUUGAGUUAAAAUAUAAAUUAAUAAAGUUACCAAGAUAAGUUAAUAGUAUGAACCUUUGUAAAAUAUUAUAUUUAAUAUUAUAAUAUAAUGUUGACGGCUGGCGACGCAAUAGUGUUAAUAACUAUUGAUGCAAGUAGUAGCACCUUAGUACAGUUCCUAUGAUUUUGUUAUUGCCUAGUGUACAUAUAUAAUUUAUUUCCAAAAUAUUUGUUAUGUAAACAUUUCUAGAAGUCGAAUAAAAUAAUUUGUCAUUUUUUAUAGUUACAUUUAGUUAAAAAUUAGAUUGUAUUUGAUUGUGAUUUGCUGUGAUUUUAAGUAAUAAAAAAUAUUAUAGGCACUCUGUUAAUCUGUUACAUAAUUUUAACAGCACCAGAUUAUGUAAAUGGCCCAAUCUAGACCAAUAUUCAUUAUAGACAAAUCAAUAGGUCUAUGGUAUUACGACUAUGCAAUUGUUUAUCGUGAACAAUAUAGGUUAGGUUGGAUUUAUAGUAAUAACAGAUGACCAAUA